AUGGAUAAUGCCGCGGAGUCCCUGACAAACAUGCGGAUAAUGAAAGUUCCCGGUUUAUCCAAACGCAAUAUACAAAUGAUUAAUCCGAAGACCGGAGGCCGCAGAGGACAGGCGGAGCAGGACUUCCAGAGCUGUUCUGCAACCACUUUCUCAGCCACAGUCCGCCUUCCGGCCUCGGGCCUCCGGGCGGUCGCCGCUGGCACUCGGGUCCGCCCCGCGGGGGCCACACACCCAGCCCCGCGUCCCCGCCAGGCGGCACCUCCCGGCCCAGGUCCCUCCCUGCCUCGUUCCGCGCCCAGUCCCUGCCCCCGCGGCGCCUGCGGGCCGGGGAGCGUGGCUUGGGGACCCGGGGUGAGGGGCGAGCCCGCGGAGGACCGCGGGGCCCCUUUCCCAGCACGCACUCCGCAGUCCAGGAACGGAAAGCACGCUCCCUGGAACUGGCGCUGCGGACGAAGACGGUACCGAGCACCCUCGUGGGCCGGCGGAGCGCUGCCUCGCCGCAGCCGAGCCCGGCCUCCGCCCGCUCUCUGGGGACGCGAGCUGCGACCUGCGCCGCCGGCGGCCGCGCCUCCGCCCGCACUAGUCGCGCCGGGAAAGCGCAGCGGCGCGGCCCCGGGCUGCUCAAACGCCCUCCUCCCGGCCCCCGGGAAGCUCAGCCGCUCCGCACGGUGCCCGCGCUUCCUAGCGGUGGGGAACGCGCGCUCUCCCGCCUCCCCACACUCGCAUCCGGACAGGUUCUUCGAUCUGUACCCGGAGUGGGUUCCGGCAGUGAGUGUAUGCUUGCCUGAUUUCACACCAUGAAUAGAAUAGGGCUGGAUACCUCGGGCCCAACUAAGUAAUACUUUCGACCGAUCUCGGUUUCUCCAAGAAUAGAGAAGUUUG
Messenger RNA from Hyaena hyaena (striped hyena), 882 nucleotides. Its product is annotated as proline-rich protein HaeIII subfamily 1-like. Bases 1 to 801 code for a protein of 266 amino acids. The transcript is spliced from 2 exons. The record is from RefSeq and is a predicted model, not a curated record. NCBI's taxonomy places the organism in Eukaryota, Metazoa, Chordata, Mammalia, Carnivora, Hyaenidae.